AUCAAAUCACCAUUCGCCCCAGUAUAAUUAUCGAGCAGACGAUAGACUGCAAUGGUGCUUCCUCGAGCUCAAAUCCUGCAAAAAUAGCCGGCAGACUCAGACUCGGUAGCAACUAUCGUCAUGGCAUUCCGACGGAUCUGGACAAAUACCAGGUCCACGUUCGUACAGAGACCUUGGCCGACUCGCAUACGGACGGCUAGCUAUGCCUCAAUCGCAGAUUCAAGACGAAUUGAUGAACGAACGGUACAAAGAACGGUCCGGCUUGAGGAUCUUCCUAGUGCUGCUCUAGGACCGGACGGGAAACCUCUAGAGGCAUUACCGCCCUUUGGAAAGAGAUCAAAUGGGUUUUCAUCAGUUACUGGUCAGAAUGCUCUACAUCAAGCUGAUCCGGAGCGAGAGUUGGAAGCCAGAUGGCAACGAGCCAUCGAUCUCAGAGAGUUCCCGGAUACGGUUCUAGCUCAUGGGAUAUUCACAAACAUGCAGAAGUAUCCUGAUGAUAUCAUCCUCACUCGUGUCGGGAUGUUCUACGAGUCAUACUUUACGCAAGCAGCUGAAGUAGCGUCGCUCCUAAACAUACGCCUGACAUCGAAAUCAUUCCGGGUUAGACAAGAAGGGAAACCGACGAAAAGAUCGAAAGCCGCAUCCAAACCGACAACUCCGGCCUUGCAGCACAAAUUCCCGUUUGCGGGCUUCCCGAUAUCUCAACGGGAAAAGUUCUUCCAGAUGCUGCUCGAGCUCGGACGCAGCUUUGUAGUUGUUGAGGAGAAGGACAAAUCGGAGGGCACUUCCAAGGACCGGUUUGUGGCUCGAAGAUACACGCCGGGAACUUUAUUGAGCGAGGCCUGGCAGAUCAGCGACGAGACGAGGCAUCUAUUAGCUCUCUCCUUAGGGAAAAACGAGCCCAAUGGAGAGAUUGAAGAUACGCCAGUCGGGCUGGCUUAUAUCGAUGUAUCCACCGAUCGAGCGGUACAAACGCGGACUUCAACUCUGGGGGAGCUCGAGCAUGAGCUAGCCAGGAUCAGUCCUGUUGAAGUUGUCCUCCAGCGCGGAAUGCAAACUUAUCUGGAUAUCGGGGCUGCAAAGUCUUCCAAUGGGACGGAACUGCAGGGGAUUAAGGAAAUAAGCGCAACGGUAGCUCCCUUGCUGCAACAGAGUGGAGCUACUAUUGCUUAUGUAGACACCGCCGGAUGUUCGGUUGGCGCGACCGAGCUUGAGGCAUCAGCGGAACGUUUGAUACAGACCCACCUGAAAGACUGCCUUCUGAGCGAGAUGCCGAAAUUGCUCGAGGCCAGUCAUCAGUCUGCAGACUCGUUCAUGCAGAUCGACGCCUCGACCUUGCUCGGUCUCGAAAUCCGACAGUCGCUGCGACAGUCGGUCGGUGCACAGGCUAAAGGUGUCUACUCUUCGCCGGCUAGUCGAGCUGGUACCUUGCUCAGCGUUAUCAAGCGUACGUUGACACCUUCCGGAACGAGGUUGCUUGUCAACACGCUAUGUCAGCCGUCGACCGAUCUGCAUAUCAUUACACAGAGGCACGACCUGGUCGAGGCGUUUUUGCAGCGGAGCAACCUGCGUGAGGAUCUGCGUUACCAACUCAAGCAGAUGAGCAACGCUGGAAACGGAGAAAUCAGCAGGAUCAUUCAGAGGUUCUCUGCGAACGGCAGUACCGCCCCAGGCCUGGCUGGCGCACUAGCUGGAGGAAGGGAUCUAUGGGAUCUGAAGCAACGGAUCGAGGCGAUAGAUCGAUUGGGUCAGUCUAUUCAGGAGACGCUUGACAAUGAAGCCGAUUCGACGGCGGGACCAUACCUACGACUUCGUCAGUUGGUCGGUGAGAUGAGGAAUUUAGAAGCGUGGGCAGCUUCUAUCGACCGGGCAGUCGUCGCUUCCGUCCUGGACAAGUCCGCCGUGACCUUGGGGGAACAGCCAGACACGGAACCCAUCGCUGGCGAGGAGGAGUCCGACGAAGUGCCAGCUAAUAAUAUUCAAAGCUCGCAAGAAAAUGACAAUGACAGGUCGAGUUGGUGGAUCGAUCCAAACUUCAGUCCGGAAAUGCAGGACCUACACCGGAAGCUGACCGACCUGCUUCAGGAAAAAGCUGACAUGCAGACGCGUUUGCGUGAAAAGUAUAAGCUGGAAGGUCUUGAACUCAAAACAGGCUUCAACAACUUGCCGAGCCUGGUCUAUGUACCGAAACGAAGCAGAAACACCGAUUUCUCGAUCAUUCGGAAAGAUCCCGAGAUGGCGGUGCUCAAUGACACAGCAAAGACAGUUCGGACGUUCGUAUACAAUAAAUGGUCUGUGCUUGCAAGUACGAUCGACCAAACCAGGGACAAGAUGCUGGAAGCGCAAAAGGAGGCGUUCAAGAUCUUACGCGAACAGACUCUGGCGCUGCAAGAUGACCUGCUACAUAACGCAUCGUUGCUCGACGAGAUCGAUCUCUGCCUUGGAUUCGCUCAGGUAGCCGAUGAGUUGCGUUUCGUCCGUCCUGAGAUGGAUACCGGAGAUGCCUUUGAACUCGUGAACGGACGUCACCCUACCGUGGAGUUUGGCCUGCUAUCGGCGCAGUCGGCUCGCAACUUUACGCCUAAUUCGCUACAUCUCGACUCUGGAAGACAUCUCGCCAUUAUCACAGGUCCUAACAUGGCAGGGAAAAGUACGCUGUUGAGACAGAUGGCGAUUGUGGCGAUCCUCGCACAAGCCGGAAGCUUUGUGCCGGCCGACAAGGCGAGGCUGGGUAUCAUUGACGCUGUCUUCAGCCGAGUCGGCGCCCGGGACGAUCUUUACAUGGACAGGAGUACUUUCAUGAUGGAGAUGCAUGAGACUGCGCAUAUCCUCAACAAAGCCACAUCACGAUCAUUGGUGAUUAUGGACGAGAUUGGAAGAGGCACGACUCUUAAUUCGGGCAUCGCGAUCGCAUACGCGGCCCUUGACUAUAUUUUACGACACAAUAAGAGCAAAACGCUCUUCGCCACGCAUUAUCACGAACUUUACGACAUGUUAACGACGAUAGAUGAAGAGGGUCACCGUACGACGAGACCGGGGGUCGAGUUCUGGUGCACCGAUGUAGAUGAAGUGGACGACCGCUUUGCAUAUUCGUACCGGCUGAAACCUGGCGUCAACCGGCAGUCGCACGCUAUAAAAGCGGCCAAGCAGGCUGGUAUGCCUGAAGAGUUCCUGCUAUUGGCGGAACGGACUCUUAGUGGCCUUGAAAGUAAGACGAGAACGAAAGGGUUUACGGUGUCCUCGGCCGUACAAGGCGCAGGAAUGAGGCGAUUCUCGACAAGGGCUGAUAGUCAUGAUAGAAACGGUAUCGGGGAAGGACGACCAGCCAGAAGGGCCGAUCGUAAUGGACAGGUCAAAGAUUCAACUCAAAGGACGGAUUCUCAACCUGGCAAGAGAAAGCCUAAAGAGCCCGCUCCCGUGACUGUCCACAUACCUAAGGGUAGAUAUUGGUCUAGCAGGUUAUCGACCCUCCCCAUCAUCCCCCUAACCCGGACAACCCAGCACUUGCAAUUGGACCGCCAUUUAGUAAGGAGUCGGGAUAUAAUCAAGUUCACGUCACCUUCGAAUGAGACAAAGACCGCGCCUGAAGGCGCCAAGACCACUUUCAGUCCGCAGGGCGAAGGAUCAGACAAGCAGUCACAAACCUAAGGCCUGAUCGGGCA
Molecule: messenger RNA, 3662 nt
Organism: Filobasidium floriforme
Lineage: Eukaryota; Fungi; Basidiomycota; Tremellomycetes; Filobasidiales; Filobasidiaceae
Product: muts domain V-domain-containing protein
Exons: 15
Coding region: 121-3648 (1175 amino acids)
Biological process (GO): mismatch repair
Cellular component (GO): nucleus
Molecular function (GO): ATP-dependent DNA damage sensor activity; mismatched DNA binding; ATP binding
Source: RefSeq, a predicted model, not a curated record